AUGGAUCACUUACAUUCUCCAACACAAAAACGUCCAUUGAUAGAAGAGACGAGCUUACCUACACCCGAUACCGCACUUCCACCGUCUGAUCAGCAGACUAAACGUCUUAGACUUUUACCACCUAUUUCAGUAACUCCUCCUCAAGCACCUCCAAACACUCUUCAACCAAAAUUUCAACUUCCAAUCCCUCCAACCUUACUCGAAUCUAAUGCAACUGGCUUGUCAAAUCUUUCUUUAAAUUCCUUAUCUGCAACGGAUUCUCCAAUAUUACCAAUUGCUUCUCCUAGAGCGCCUUCAGGCCAACAAGAAUUACCUUCUAUCGAUUCUUUAGGUCCUUUACCACCGCUUCCUCAUUUCGUUUCAACCACCCCCCCUAACACAAUGUCCAUAUCAGCGAUUCUUUCAAAUAAUGAUGAACCAUUUAUUAGGAAGCUUGACAUGAAUAUCAAGGAAAUUGGAAUUGGGAAUAAUUUGACGCAACAGCAUAAUUCUCAUGAUUAUAAAAAUUUACAUCAUUUAAAUAAGGGUGAUGAAUCAUUACCUCUUUCAUUACGUUUCGAACAUUCUGUCGAUGAAAACGUAAGCGAUAUCCAUAAUGAUGAAUUAGCUGAAAAACAGACAGACAAGGAACCAGAUCAAAAUGAUAUUGAUGACGGAACGCAUGAUUUAAACUCAGAUAAUGCUGAUGAUAAUGCAAUUGAUCAUGAAAAUAAUUAUCAAAACGAAAAUAAUAGAGAAACUGGUGAAGAAGGAAAUGAAUCUGGGGAAGACAAUCAGAGCGAUGAAUUUUCAUUUGAUUAUUCCUUAUUUGAAGGGAUAAAGAGAGAGCCACACCUGAUUGUUCAAAAUGAUGAGGCAUUAAACAUGGAGGGUCGAGAAGAACGACAUCUAGGGCAUAUAAUAUACAAUCCGAAAGAAAUAUUACCACCCUUAGAAUUUCAUGAGAAUGGUUUGUUAGAAGUAUGGAUUUCUUCUAAACAUUUGACGUGGAAAAACAAUAAAGUUAGAAGCCAUUUUCUAUGGGGUACAGAUGUUUACACAGAUGAUUCAGAUAUUAUUGCAGGACGUUACAUCCCUCCACCGUCCAAUUCACCUAAUUAUCCGGAUUACGAUCUUUGUGCUACAAUAAGGGUUUUACCAAAAUUGGUUCAGUAUACGGCGACUGUACGAAAUCAAUAUCAAAGUCGAUCAUGGGGCAAUCAUCAUGGUGUUAGUUAUAAAAUUGAAAAUGUUCGCAAAAUGAAGAACGGAGAAGCUAUUGGACGAUCAAUAGGCCAUGGCAGAAAAGAACGCCUUCGAAAGUUUCAUAAAAUGAGAAAACGUGCAUUUGAAGAAAGUGAACUUAACCAAAGCGAUGAUCCUGUUAUUGUUUUCAACAACGAAGGGGAUCCAUGCUUUAAGUAUACCCCUCAAUUAAUGGCGGACGAUGAAUUCGUGAGAAAACGACUUAGAAAUGAAGUAAUGUAUUUGGAGAAUGACGAUGAACGUUAUGAAAUAUCCUAUGAUGAGACUAAAGAUAAAUAUCGUUUUGCAAUUGUAUCAUCCUCCGUACAUUUGGGACCGCCAGUACCAUUAAAGGAUCAAGAAAGCUCUCCCAAUAAAAUACAGAUAUUCCCUUUGCCUUCAAGCUUGGAAGAUUCAUUUCGUGAUGAUUUGGAUUAUCACGAAAUGACUUGGAAUAUUGUGGGUGUAAUCGUUGCAGACAAAACCAACCCGUUACAUAGUUUACUAUGUAUUUCUAAACGUGUAUUUUGGCGUGAUCGAACUGUAUGA
Messenger RNA from Cetraspora pellucida, 1773 nucleotides. The record is from the annotation of a GenBank genome assembly. NCBI's taxonomy places the organism in Eukaryota, Fungi, Glomeromycota, Glomeromycetes, Diversisporales, Gigasporaceae.